CAGGGGCAUGAGAAUGAGAUACGUCCUCGUUUGUUCAUGUAUUAAUUGAGACGUAUGUCGCACUCCCGGCCAUACCAUAACCCCAUCAACUACAGUCCACUCCUUCAUCAUCCUAUUCGUUGACACUCACUUGCAUAUCUCAACCAACAACAGUCUUUACCAGAUCUUACAAUCAUCUCUCUCAACAUGUACGCUAAGACUACCCUGAUCGCCGCCCUGGCCGGCUCCGCGACUGCCGUCUUCGACGUUAGACCGGACCGUAUCCGUCGCGAUGUUGUUCCCCGUCAAACUGAGCUCGCCGCCGACCCAUGCCUCAACGCUCUUGGCACAGUCUACGCCAACGCACCCACUCCUCCUCCCAAGAUCCUCUCCUACGAGAUGACUGCCCCUCCGCAAACCGACCCUUGCAGCAUCACGGUCCCUGCGGAACUGAGCGCCGACUACUCCAGCUAUACUUCUGAACUCCUCAGCUGGGUCGACGCCAACUCGGCCUCAAUCGCGUCGGCGGUGUCCGUUUGCUCCACUCUCUCCGACUUUGAGACCGAGAUCCCACUCUGCACGGCGGAACCAGUUGGUGGUGCUACGGCAUCUGGCUCUUCGGCACCAAAGACAACUGCUGCUGGUGGCGACUAUCCUUCUGCUACCGGCGAGACAAAGACUGGAGCUGCCGCUGGCACGGGUGCCGGUGUCAGCGCGACAAGCGGCCGCAACAGUCCCACACAGAUUGCCGUCAACGCCGGGCCCCGUCAGACCGGUAUGAUUGCUGCCGCUGCCGUUGCCGCUGGCUUUGUUGGCGUUGCUGCGUUUUUGUAA
This is a messenger RNA of Colletotrichum godetiae, 813 nucleotides long. RefSeq lists its product as uncharacterized. The transcript has a single exon. NCBI's taxonomy places the organism in Eukaryota, Fungi, Ascomycota, Sordariomycetes, Glomerellales, Glomerellaceae. The record is from RefSeq and is a predicted model, not a curated record. Bases 187 to 813 code for a protein of 208 amino acids.